Anarrhichthys ocellatus (wolf-eel) is the source of this 885-nucleotide messenger RNA. It is a transcript of the gene hsd17b8, whose product is annotated as hydroxysteroid (17-beta) dehydrogenase 8. The transcript is spliced from 2 exons. Bases 166 to 411 code for a protein of 81 amino acids. NCBI's taxonomy places the organism in Eukaryota, Metazoa, Chordata, Actinopteri, Perciformes, Anarhichadidae. Gene Ontology annotation, biological process: fatty acid biosynthetic process. The record is from RefSeq and is a predicted model, not a curated record. Gene Ontology annotation, molecular function: quinone binding; oxidoreductase activity, acting on the CH-OH group of donors, NAD or NADP as acceptor.
GAAACAAGCGCUCUGCUCUCAUCUCUUUAAGGCAGCAGGGACUGUUGCUGCUUUCUUUCCUCUGACAGUGAAUGUCCUCCUCUCCCUCUGCAGACUCGGUACUUCCAGCCUCCCUCGGUGUGUGUGAACGCAGCAGGCAUCACCCAGGACGACUUCCUGCUCAACAUGGAGGAGGAUCAGUUUGACAAAGUCGUCCAGGUCAACCUGAAGGGUUCCUUCCUGGUCCUUCAGGCUGUGGCUCAGGCUCUGGUGGCCUGUGGAGCACCCAAGGGAUCCAUCGUUACCGUGGGCAGCAUCGUGGGAAAGGUCUCUGCUUUACACUUUACAUAUUUAGCUGAAGCUAAAGUUCGUAUCCAGAAAGGCACGACUAUAUGUGUGAUGGUGGGAUUGUCCACAACUGUUAAAGGAUGAAGUCGGCAGUAUUUUCAUCCUGGACCUGUCUUUAGUUCACCAAGAGCUUCUCUUCAGUGGAGUCCAAAGGGACCAAAUAGAAGCAGUCAAACCCCAAAACAGAUGGAAAUACAAUGGAUAGUUCGUCAUUUAAAACGUGUUGAACAGGAAUGUUUCCUUUAGCUUUCUAAUCAACGUUUCCCAAAGCACAAGAUCCACGAAUACACACAGAAAUCCAUCUAGAGCUUUAUUCUAAAAAACAAUAUGAAGCCAGAGACACACAUGAGUUGUUCAGUCCUCUGUGAGAGUAUCUGCUGUGUGAUUUGAACUUUGACUGCUUCAUGAAGAUCUCCAGUGGAACAGGACUGAUUGUGUUUCCUGGUGUGUGUGUGGUUAACGUUGGUAGGUGGGAAACAUCGGACAGGCAAACUACGCCGCCUCUAAAGCAGGAGUGGAGGGUUUAACCAGGACGGCUGCCAAAGAGCUCAGCAGGUG